Molecule: messenger RNA, 2202 nt
Organism: Staurois parvus
Lineage: Eukaryota; Metazoa; Chordata; Amphibia; Anura; Ranidae
Source: the annotation of a GenBank genome assembly
AUGGUGCCCCCAUCUCAGUAUGUCCUCCCUAACGAUCUGCCAGUUGCCUUGCUGGAUUGUGAAGAGGCCUUCUCACUCCUUUCAUCAGAGGAAAAGCUAUAUACCCAUUUCCUGUCACGGGCAUCAUUUUAUGGUGGUUUAAUAGUUUUGUUCCAGACUUCACCUGAAUCUCCAGCCAUAUAUAUUCUGCUGAACAGGAUUUUCAGGGCACAGGUGCCUUCAGUACUGCAUGGAGUGGCUCUCACCCAGGGACUAACUGAAGACGAAUUCCAGGCUCUCUUGGUAUAUGCUGCUGGAUUCUUUGCAAACAUGGGAAACUACAAGUCCUUUGGGGAUACGAAGUUUGUCCCAAUGUCUCCAAAAGGAGAGAUUGAGAAGUUACUACGGGCAAGUGAUGCGUUUGCUAAGGAUCCAGAAGGAAUGGAAAGACUUUGGAAAAUUGUUGCAGAACAUAUGUACUCCCUAGAACCACGUGAGAGGCAGCUAGGACUGGGAGACCAGGGAAUUACCACUUACUUCUCUGGAAAUUGCACUAUGGAAGAUGCAGAACUGAUUCAGAGGUUUCUUGACUCAAAGAAUCUUAGUGCCUACAACACUAGACUGUUUAAAACUCAGGAUGAAGGAGGCAGAACUAAGUAUGAGGUUCGACUGGCAUCCAUUACCAAAGAAGGUGGGAGUCUAUCUUCUGAUCUUUCAAACGUCUUGGGAUCAUUCGAGUUUGAAGGCCAUGAGAUCAUUGUCACAAGGGGUGAUUACUCUGCCUUACUUCUUCGAGUGAGGGAAAACCUGGAAAAGGCAAAGGCUUAUGCUUCCAAUGAUAACCAGAGAAAGAUGCUGGAGGAAUAUGGACGCAGUUUUCAAGAAGGAUCCAUCCAGGCUCAUAAGGAAGGGUCCAAGCACUGGGUGCAGGAUAAAGGACCAAUAGUAGAGAGUUAUAUUGGGUUCAUUGAGAGCUAUAGAGAUCCAUUUGGUUCCCGUGGGGAAUUUGAAGGCUUUGUAGCAGUAGUUAACAAAUUAGUAAGUGCUCGCUUUGCUCAGCUUGUGUCAGCAGCAGAGAGUCUUGUGCCAACCCUUCCAUGGCCAUCUUCAUAUGAGAAGGAUGUUUUCCUCCGUCCAGACUUCACCUCCUUGGACGUUGUAACUUUCAGUGGAAGUGGCAUCCCAGCUGGAAUCAAUAUACCAAAUUAUGAUGAUAUCAGACAGAGUGUUGGAUUUAAGAAUGUCUCUUUGGGAAAUGUUUUGUCAGUUGGAUCAGCCACUGAGCGUGAAAAACUGACAUUUCUGUCUGAGGAAGACAAGGAUGUUUUCAUGAAGUAUCGUGGACCAUCUUUUGAAGUUCAGGUUGGUCUACAUGAAUUACUUGGUCAUGGCAGUGGGAAGCUUUUUGUUCAGGAUGAGAAAGGAGGAUUCAACUUUGAUAAUGACAGUGUUAUCAACCCAGAAACUGGGGAAUCGGUGAAGAGUUGGUAUAAGCCAGGUGAAACUUGGGAUAGUAAAUUCUCAACAAUUGCUUCUUCCUAUGAGGAAUGCAGAGCAGAGUGUGUUGGCCUUUAUCUGUGCGUCAAUGAAGAGGUGCUACGGAUAUUUGGCCAUGAAUCUCAGGAGGCACAAGAUGUUCUGUUUGUUAACUGGCUGAAUAUGGUCCGGGCUGGAUUGAUGGGACUGGAAUACUACACACCAGAGACUGGGCGUUGGAGACAGGCUCACAUGCAGGCUCGAUUUGUCAUUCUUCGUGUCCUCUUAGAAGCUGGAGAAAAUUUUGUCACCCUCACCCGGAAAGUUGGGGUUGAUGGACGACCAGAUGCACAGGUGACGCUGGACAGAAGCAAGAUUAUGAGUGUGGGCCGACCAGCAAUUAAGCGAUUUUUGCUGCGUUUGCAGGUAUAUAAAUCCACAGCAGAUGUAGACAGGGCACGUGAGAUGUAUGAUGGAUACUCCAAAGUUACAGACAGCGAACCAUAUCAUUUUCUUACACUGCGAGACAUUGUGAUCUUAAGAAAAGAGGAGCGCAAGUCAUUUGUACAGAUAAACACACGGCUGACAGGGGCAGCUGUAGAAGCCUUGCGAUAUGACAGCAGUCCUUCAGGUCUGAUCCAGUCUGUCACAGAGAGAUUCCCUGAUGAUGAAAAGGAGCUGGAGUGCCUAAUGCUAGAAAUGAGUUGUGCAGAUGCCCAUUUCUGGGGGAAAGAGUGCAGCAGAUGA